This is a messenger RNA of Hippocampus comes (tiger tail seahorse), 682 nucleotides long. RefSeq names its product chemokine (C-C motif) ligand 25a (gene ccl25a). NCBI's taxonomy places the organism in Eukaryota, Metazoa, Chordata, Actinopteri, Syngnathiformes, Syngnathidae. The transcript is spliced from 5 exons. Gene Ontology annotation, molecular function: chemokine activity. Gene Ontology annotation, biological process: immune response. The record is from RefSeq and is a predicted model, not a curated record. Bases 134 to 460 code for a protein of 108 amino acids. Gene Ontology annotation, cellular component: extracellular region.
ACGACACCUGGCGAGACGGCCCCCUUUUGCCAUUAUAAAAAAGCCUCGCCCGCGCAGGUAAAACACACACACACACCAUCAGCUUGCAAGGCGAACACACAGAAUCGCAGCCUUAAAUCGAUCGAGUGGCAGCAUGCGUUUCGACACACCACUCAUCUUCUUGGUCUUAUCUUGCCUGAGUCUGGCAAUGGCACAAGUGUCGUACGACGACUGCUGCCUGACGUACGUGAAAGAGCUCGGCAAAAGGACGCAGGCGCGUGCGGUCAAGUACAGAAUUCAGGAGACGGACGGAGGCUGCAACAUCCGCGCUGUCAUCUUCACCAUGUGGAAAGGCCGCGUGUACUGUUGCGACCCGCAAGAUACGUGGGUGCAGGAGCUGAUGGCCAACAUCGACAAGAAAGCCGUCAAACACGUCAAGAAAACCGCCCCAAAGCGCCAAAAGAGUCGCUUGAUCAGCUGAGUGAGGCCUCACCCUCCUGGAGAAAAAGGCAAUCGACGUUUUGACUUUCACUGUUGACUUUUUUUUUGCAUUCACUGGACUUUUUAUUGUGACGACGCGUGACCAUGAUGUGACGAAACAGUGUUUACGUGCAAAUGGAAACCAUAAAAUGUGAAUCUGAACUGUGUGUAGCAUGAGCGCUUGCUUAAACAUUGUGACAAUAAAACUGCUUAGCCAUUCAAA